AUGUUGAACUGUUAUGUUAUUGCUUUCAUUAUGGUGUUUUCACCAUUUAUUGCAAUAUCAAACGCAAGUGCUGGUGAUGCUGACCCACUUUACAGGAGCUGUGUAAAACAGUGUGAAGAAACUGGAUGCAUCGGGGAGAGAUGUUUUCCAAACUGUAAAAUUGCUUCUGAUGAAGCCCCUAUUGUUGGCCCUCCAUGGAACAUGUUAGGGCCUCUUUAUGCACAAUGGAAAAAGGGACAUUCUAAAAGUAACUGUCGAUACUAUUGCAUGCUUGAUAGAGAGAAAGAAAGGGAGUUACUGAAGAAAGAUCCAGAAAAAUACCAUGGUAAAUGGCUCUUCAAGUGUAUCUAUGGAAUACAGUAUCCUGCUUCCAUGGCUUUCUCUUUCCUCAAUCUUGUAAUGCAUUUUCAUGGUUGGAUGUCUUUUAUCACUCUUCUAUACAAUAAACUUCCUUUAAAGGCACGCAAGAGGCCCUACUAUGACUAUGCUACUUUGUGGCAUAUUUAUGGACUCUUGUCCAUGAAUUCCUGGUUUUGGAGUGCAAUUUUUCAUACUCAAUAUUUUGAGUUAAUAGAGAGGCUAGACUACUUUUCUGCAGUGGCCCUCCUUGGAUAUUCCUUGGUUUUGGCCAUAUUAAGAAGCUUCAAUGUAAAAGAUGAAGCUACUAGAGUUAUGAUUCCUGCUCCAUUGAUAUCUUUUGUGGCCACUCAUAUAAUGUACCUAAACUUCUAUAAACUAGACUAUGAAUGGAACUCGAAAGUUUGUCUAAUAAUGAGUGUAGCACAACUUGUUACAUGGGCAAUUUGGGGUGGUGUCAGUCACCAUCCCUCACGGUGGAAGCUUCUGUUUGUAGUUCUUAUCAGUGGGCUUGCAGUUUCCCUGCAGAUAUAUGAUUUCCCUCCUUACGAAGGACUCAUAGAUGCAGAAGCUCUUAGGCAUGCCAUUACUAUUCCUCUUACCUACCUUUGGUGGAGUUUCAUUAGAGAUGACGCUGCAUUUCUAACCUCUGAACGUUUAAAGAGUUCCAAGAAAUCUAAGUAG
Molecule: messenger RNA, 1041 nt
Organism: Sphenostylis stenocarpa
Lineage: Eukaryota; Viridiplantae; Streptophyta; Magnoliopsida; Fabales; Fabaceae
Source: the annotation of a GenBank genome assembly